UGUACAAAUAACCCAACAAAUUCUAACCCAACAAACAAUAAACAAUUUGGAAAAAAACCAAAAAAAAUUCCAAAAAUGUCAAUGAGGAAGAGACCCUCUGGAACCAGCCAGCCUCCUCCAUGUCCAUGGGAAGUCCUUGUUCUUGUUGCCACCCACCUAGACCCCAAAAACCUGGCACUUUCCUCUUGCGUGUCCAAAUCAUGGUCUGUUUCCAUGUCCUCUGACCAUUUAUGGGAACCCAUUGUCUCCACCCACUUCCCCUCUCUCUCCUCCCUCCACCGCUCCCCCUCCCCCUCCGUCGCCGUGCCUUUCCGCCGCCUCUACACCCUCGGUCGCGCCUCCGCCGACCGCCGCCUUCGGAAGCCCCCCAAACCCACCCUCUGUCUCGGCAACCUUGUCUUCUCUGUUAGUGUUCACGACGGGAGUUCUCGCGUUUUUACCGCGGUGAAACCCGUGUCGGAACUGGGUUUCGAUCCGAACUACGGGGUUUUCCGGUUCGAUAUCGAUAUCGACAUGUGUGGUGGGGAUUCGGUUGUGGUUGAUGGGUUGAGAGUCACGUGGAAUGUGGUGUUGGAAGGGUACAAAGGGGUUUUUACCAUGAUGGAUUGUUGUAAGGGGAAAGGGGGGUUUGUCGUGGGGAGUGAUGGGUGGUUUACGGAGGAGCUUCCGCCACCGGGUGGUUGUUGUUCCGGCGGUGGUGGGACGGGAAGCGGGUUGGUGGCAGACUUGAGGUUGAGGUUACGGGGAGUGGAGGGCGGUGGCGGUGGGAAGGUGGUGGUGGAGAAGGUGGGUGUAGGGAUGAUGAACGUAAUGUGUUGGAGGUAUUCGAGUGUUGAUGAUGCUCUUAGGUACUUGCAGCAUUUUCUUAUGCCCUCUGAUAUGUAAAUUAUGAUGAAGCAGUUGUUUGUUUUGGACUUUGGAAGAGAGAGAGAGAUUGAGAAAUGUAUUAGGGACCGUGCAUAGAACUUGUAGAUGGACUUCCAUGUGUGGUUUUGUGCGUAUUUUGAGAGACAAAGUUACAUGUAAUUCAUAGUGAGUCUAGUGGAACAUUACUCUAAGAGCGCUCAAUAUCUUUUAA
Rhododendron vialii is the source of this 1078-nucleotide messenger RNA. Its product is annotated as probable F-box protein At5g04010. The record is from RefSeq and is a predicted model, not a curated record. The coding region runs from base 76 to 885 and encodes 269 amino acids. Gene Ontology annotation, molecular function: protein binding. Gene Ontology annotation, cellular component: SCF ubiquitin ligase complex. The transcript has a single exon. Lineage: Eukaryota; Viridiplantae; Streptophyta; Magnoliopsida; Ericales; Ericaceae. Gene Ontology annotation, biological process: SCF-dependent proteasomal ubiquitin-dependent protein catabolic process; gibberellic acid mediated signaling pathway.